Seminavis robusta is the source of this 942-nucleotide messenger RNA. NCBI's taxonomy places the organism in Eukaryota, Bacillariophyta, Bacillariophyceae, Naviculales, Naviculaceae. The record is from the annotation of a GenBank genome assembly.
AUGAGGUUCCUUCUCCAUCCAACGACUCGACGAGCAACGGCUCAGGGUAUCCGAAAGGGGAGACCAUCCAAGAGAAGCAAGGAGGCGGUUCCCUCAUUUGCUGGGUCCCAUUCGGUUGAUGUCUCGCCGGAUAAUAAUGAUGGCAGCAAGAAUUAUGUCCAAAACUGGGGUCAACAGUGUUCUCCCAACUGUGGUUGUGUGGUUCGAUUUGAGACCAAGGUGGACCCUGUUUCCAACAAGUUUAUAUCGGCAUCCUAUUAUGCCAAAUCUGUCAUUGUCACACAGACCAGCAGUCAAGACCAACCGGGGAGGACGUUGCAACCAGCCUUGACCUUGCGAACCAAUCGACCCAUGUUUCACAAGUGCAAAUGCAAGAGUCUUCAUCAACUGGCUUCACAAGUGACGGAAUAUCUACCCAACAAAAAUGCACUAAAUGUUGGCAGCAGUAUGGAAUUUUCAGGCGUGCGGUCUUCUCCAGCAUUUCGCCAUACAGUUCUGGAGAAACAGGGUCUUUCUACCAAUGAUACUCAUUGCUUUGAUUUGGUCGAGGAAGCCCUGACAGCUAUGGUCAAGGGGCACAUGCCCAAACAGCGAGCACAAGUACCGUUCAAAGAGGCAUUGGCAUCUGCCUCGGCUACCGGCGGAUCCGCCCAUUAUUAUUCGUUCCGGGAUGAAGAUGAUGCCGAUGAUCAGUUCCGAAUUGAUAUUGACAUGUCCAAGUUCUUGGCUCCUCCCCGGGCACUCUCUGCUUUGAAUUUGCUGGAUGUGAAUGCCAAGUAUUCACCUUUUGGAUUCGAUGGUGCUGGAAGUGGCGACGAAGACUCUCGAUACAGCAACAAAACCACCAAACCGGAAUCUCCGACCAAGUCCAAAGCUUACGACUGGGUUACUUAUGUGGACGAACUCUAUGAGCGAUCAGAAGAGAUUCAAAAAUCUGCGUGA